Molecule: messenger RNA, 3615 nt
Organism: Cannabis sativa
Lineage: Eukaryota; Viridiplantae; Streptophyta; Magnoliopsida; Rosales; Cannabaceae
Product: receptor-like protein EIX2
Exons: 1
Coding region: 318-3368 (1016 amino acids)
Molecular function (GO): protein binding
Source: RefSeq, a predicted model, not a curated record
UCCAUUUUCUACUUAGACCAAAAUUAAUUUUCUUUUCACAACUUCUUUUGACUUACGAAGUCAAAAGUACCCAUUAAACUUAAUAGCUUAGGUUAUUCACCACUCAUAAUUUACAUGGUCUAAAGUCAAUACAAACGGCUUUGAAUUUUCUUCAAACCAAAAACAACACUAUUGGUUUAUAUAAUCUAGUCAAUGUUACAACUAUUAUAUACAUCGCUUCCUUCAUGACUAAAAUGUAUAUAUAUACCUCUUUAAAUUAUUUACUUCCUCAAACAAUCAAUUAUAAGUCUACAUCUUAAUCUCUCAUUUUCUUGAGCAUGGGGAGCUAUGUUAGCACACAAAUGAUAUUUUUGCUAGCUCUUCUUUGUGUAUUCAUAUCAAACAUAAGUGGUAUUAAUACCUUUGGUUGCAUGGAAAGAGAGAGACAAGCUCUUUUAAAAUUGAAACAAAGUUUUCAAGAUCCAACACACAAGUUAUCCUCAUGGAAAGGUCAAGAAUGUUGCCAAUGGAAAGGAGUAGGAUGCGACGAAAGCUCGGGCCAUGUCGUCAAGCUUGAUCUCAGAACAUCUUCAUCAUAUUUUACAAAUUACUCAGACAACUUACAAGCUAAUGAGGUGAGCCCUAGUUUGUUGGAGCUUCAACAUCUCAACUACUUGGACCUAAGUGGAAACAACUUCAAUUCAAGCAAGAUUCCCACCUUCUUUGGCUCAAUGAACAAUCUUAAGUAUCUUAAUCUUUCUCAUUCAAGCUUUGGUGGAAGGAUUCCUCUUCAUUUUGGAAAUCUAACUAGCUUGCAAGUUCUUGAUCUUCAAGGUCUUUUCGGUGUUAGUACUCAUACUUUCAAGUGGGCUUCAAAUCUUUUGUCUCUCCAAUACCUUGAUAUGAAUGAUGUGAAUUGUGGGAAUGCAUCAGAUUUUGUGAAGGUACUUACUAAGCUCCCUUCUUUGUCACACAUAAGUUUAUCUUCAUGUGAUUUAGAUAUAAAUUACUUUGGUUAUGAUCCCAUCAAUUUCACUUUCUCAUCUAAUCUCAAAUACCUAGACCUUUCUAAGAAUACUCAUAAAAGAUCAAUUCUCAAUUAUCUCCAAAACAUGACCUCUCUUGAAGUACUUGAUCUUUCAUCAACCUUCUAUGAUGUUAGUUCCAAAAUUCCAACUUGGUUAGGUGAUUUUAAGAGCCUUGUUUAUCUAAACCUUGCAUCUAAUAACUAUGACACCUUUGAAAGAGAAGGUGGCUUGUUGUACCUAAUAAACAAUGCAUGUUCCUUGAAGUUGUUGGAUUUGUCAUACAACUCAAUUGGACAAGUGUUAGACCCUCAUAAUCUAAAUUGGACAAAAUGUGCCAAAUAUAAUCUAGAGAUAUUAAAUUUGAGUGGUAACAUAAUGAGGGGUCCUUUGUCUAGUUGGUUAGAGCAACUAGAAUCAUUAAAGAAUCUUCACCUUUAUGGGAAUUUAUUCCAUGGUCCAAUACCAUCAUCAUUUGGAAAAUUUUCAUUUUUGGAAUUAUUAGAUCUAUCACUUAACGAGUUAAAUGGGUCAAUCCCUGAAUCUUUAGGAAGAUUGUCAAGUUUGAGAAAAAUUGAUCUUUCCAAUAAUGAGUUGACUGGGAUUAUUCCAAAAACAAUGGGGAGAUUGUCUUUGUUGAGGAAGUUAUCUCUUUCUAAAAAUCAAUUGAAUGGAAGCUUACCAAAAUCCCUUGGAAAUUUAGUAUCCCUAGAAUCUUUGGAUAUUUCAACAAAUUUCUUGGAAGGUGUUGUAUCUGAAGAUCACUUUGCUAACCUUACAAGGUUGAAAGAGUUGGUCAUUAAUUCCAACAAUUUCUCAUGCAAAGUUAGUUCAAAUUGGAUCCCUCCUUUUAGUCUAAACCUCAUUCACAUGGGUUCUUGCAAAGUUGAAGGGUCUCAUGGGUUUCCUAAAUGGAUUCAAACCCAAAAGGAAGCCACUGAAUUGAAUCUCUCAAAUGCUAAUAUCAUUAGAACAUUUCCAAAUUGGCUUCAUAGUAGUAUCACCUACUUGGAUCUCUCUAUGAACAAAAUUAGUGGAUACCUUCCAAUGAAUAUUGGUUACACUAUGCCUUAUUUAGUGACUCUAAAUCUUGGCAACAACCUAUUAAAUGGUUCGAUUCCAUAUUCAAUCUGCGAACUAGAAUCUUUGGAUAAUCUGGAUCUUUCGCGAAACAAGUUUUCUGGAAAAAUGCCUCAUUGUUGGAAAGAAAGCCAAAUAGUAACUGUUAUUAAUUUUUCUUAUAACAAGUUGUUAGGCACUAUUCCAAGCUCAAUGGGGAACCUAUUCAGUCUAAAAUGGUUGCAUAUGAACAAUAACAAUCUCAAUGGGGAACUUCCUUCAACCUUGAUGAAUUGCUCUGAAUUAGAGCUUAUUGAUCUUGGUGAUAAUAACUUUUCUGGACCUCUACCAACUUGGAUUGGAGGAGAUAGCCUUUUGAUGAUAAAGAUCUUAAGGUUGCACAAGAAUAUGUUUAGUGGAAGUAUCCCUUUAAACUUUUGCAAGCUUUUUGCAUUGCAAAUUUUAGAUCUUUCGGGUAACAAUUUGAGCGGAGAAAUUCCUCAUUGCUUUGGAAAUUUUAGCGGAAUGACUAUAGAAGAAGAUAUACCUGAAGAUUAUGCAAAUGCAACAUUGGAAGUUGUUUCUCCAAGCUAUGAUAUAGAAUGGAACAAAGCAAAGGUGUUACAAGUGAUGAAAGGGAGAGAACUAGAGUAUACACAAAUACUGUUGCUUCUUGAUAAUAUGGACCUUUCAAGCAAUAAGCUAGUUGGGGUUAUUCCAGAAGAGUUAUGUCAACUCUCUGGAUUACGUGGCUUGAACUUAUCUCACAAUCAUUUGUCAAGCAACAUACCUAACAAAAUUGGUGAAUUGAAAUCAUUGGAGUCUCUUGACCUUUCAAACAACAAACUUUUUGGUGCAAUUCCACAAAGUAUGUCAAAUUUGUUAUCACUAAACAAAUUAGACUUGGCUCACAAUAAUUUGUCAGGUAAAAUUCCAACAGGAUCUCAACUUCAAACAUUGGAUGAUCCGGACAUCUAUUUUGGCAAUGAUCAAUUAUGUGGAUUGCCAUUGCGAAAAAAAUGCCUUGGCGAUGAUGAUGGAAGAAAAACUUCACCAACAAGCAAUGCCCAUGAAGAUGAAGACUACAAAGAAAAUAGGUUUGAAAGAAUAUGGUUUUACUUUGUGGUAACACUUGGAUAUGCAGUUGGAUUAUGGGGAGUAAUUGGGAGUUUGAUUUUCAAGAGAAAUUGGAGGCUUGCUUUUUUUGGGUUUUACGAAAACAUCAAGGAUUGGAUUCUUGUGACAAUACAAGUGAAAAUGGGAAGAUUUAAGAAGAGCAUCAUGAAGUGGAUGUGGAUCAACUAAUAAUAAUCAUGUUUACCAAUUAAAAUGUAUUUCUCUAUGUGUAAUAGGUUCUUAAAUCUUAAUUGUUAUAAUUAUGUAGUGGUUUUCUUUGUUAUGUGGGUUUGUUUUUUUUCUUUUAUUUACCUUUAUCUUAUUUGAUACCACGAUAUUUUUCCUUCUCAAUAAAUGAAAGUGCAAUUUUUCUUUUUUAAAUAUUUUUCCCUUAAUUUCUUCUUUAUCAAACAAGGUACGGAAUUCCAUGAGAAAU